Nematostella vectensis (starlet sea anemone) is the source of this 1120-nucleotide messenger RNA. RefSeq names its product E3 ubiquitin-protein ligase NRDP1. Gene Ontology annotation, molecular function: ubiquitin protein ligase activity; metal ion binding. Gene Ontology annotation, biological process: ubiquitin-dependent protein catabolic process; protein polyubiquitination. Lineage: Eukaryota; Metazoa; Cnidaria; Anthozoa; Actiniaria; Edwardsiidae. The transcript has 3 exons. Bases 715 to 1062 code for a protein of 115 amino acids. The record is from RefSeq and is a predicted model, not a curated record.
CCCACCUUGACAAACACAAUGUUAGAAAGCUUUUUACUUGGGGCCCGCAUUCUUUACAAUGCAAAAUAUGCGAAAUUUUUGCAGCCAAAAGGCAAGGCGGACGGCCCCCCAAAAAGAUUGUAGGAAGAGGAAGACCAAAGGGUAAAUCCCAAAACGAGCAGAGCAACACAGCCACGACUAUUCAGUCAAUACCAAAGGAAAUGAUUCCCGAUGUUCUUAUUAACGAAAUGCCAGAAACUGAACGCUUUGUGUGUCCUCCCGACUUUGUUUUCUGUGCUAUAUGUAAAGAGGUUCUGACGCAGCCUCUAGCAACUCCAUGCGACCAUUACUUCUGUGUGCUUUGCAUCUGCGAAUGGCUAGAUCAAACAUACAACAAAUCUGGAUGCCCCGUUUGCAAAGCCAGCAUUUCCCCCGGCGUGCUUCAUAAGAUUCCGCGAGUUUUAGGCAACACCCUAGCCUCAUGCCAAGUUUUAUGUAGAUCAUGUAAGGAACCACAUCGUCUGGAUAACCUUGCCGCACACGAGGCAAUCUACACUACGUACAUAGCGCAGCCUGCGACAACAACUGUGCGCGAAAUCCUCAAUGCGGGCAAAGACACCCCACUCUCACAGGUCGAGGAGCGGAUAUGUACUCAGUUAAUGAAGAGGAAGUUGAGUGUAUCCCAAUCUCUGCCAGUUCUCUUGUUUACAGGUGGCACGGCAGAAAAAGGCUGAGAUGCAAAGGAUGGGCCAAGAGGAGAGAGAAACCAUAGCACAAGAAGCUGGGCUGAAGAUUGAAGUACCUGAAGGGCAAUGGCUGGCCAUGAAAGCAGACAUAGGGAUACCCUGGAACAAAUUAAGAGAGUUGAAAAGGUGGCUUAAUAGCUUUGGGUUGCAAAUUGCCAGUGAGAAGAAACAGCGCAAGCUAGCAGAAGGCCAAAAGUUCACAGACAUUUAUUCAGAGGAAAUGCCAUUUGUUUUCAGCAAGAACGGAGGUGGCACAGAAAUACGUCUGGCUGUCUGUGCCCAAGUUGAGGACCUUACAGCCCUGGUCUAUGGCCACUUAGAGGAGAACAUGGAGUAAGUUUUACACCCCAAAUUCUGCAUUAUUAAAAAUAUUUUUCCAUUUCAAAACAAAAAAA